Closterium sp. NIES-65 is the source of this 1980-nucleotide messenger RNA. NCBI's taxonomy places the organism in Eukaryota, Viridiplantae, Streptophyta, Zygnematophyceae, Desmidiales, Closteriaceae. The record is from the annotation of a GenBank genome assembly.
AUGGAGCGCACCUUUUCCGCCAGCGGCCGCCACAAUCACCCCACGUUCGGCUCCCCCGCGCUCCGCCCUUCCGCCUCCCCCCUCUUCACCCACGCUUCCCACGCCACCGCGCGAUCCCCGCCGCACUCCCCGUCGUACUCCCCGCCGUAUUCCCCGCCGUAUUCCCCCCCCUACUCCCCAAGCUCCCCCUCUAAAGGCCCCUUCCCCCAGGCCUCCCCACGCCUUAGAUGCCUAUAUAUAGCGAUUCUGAUAGUAGUCUCGUACAAUUUAAGUUACGUGGUAGAGCAUUUAACUCUGUCUUUAUUAGGCCGCCCUAACGCGUGGUCGCACGGCGGCGCGAAGGGCGGGGAGGAGGAGUACGGCGCGUACGGCGCGGACACCGCGCUUUAUAACGCGCUGUCCGCGGCUAUCGAUAGCGGGGAUGACCCGCCCACGCUGGCGUCUUUCACGCCUCCCGACCUGCCCGAAUGGGACCCCAACGACGUGCAAGUGGAGGUGCCAGUGGGGCCGUCCCGCGUGCAAGUGGAGGUGCCGGUGGUGUUCUACCAUGGCCGCCCGGGAGCCUCGCCCUGCCAUAAGUCGCAUUAUGUCUAUAAAGUAGUCUCCGAGGCGCGCAAGCACAACAACGCGGUGCAUUUCAUCGGCCCUCGGGAGUGUCGGCAGUUUUUCUUCCACAUGGGGGUGGCCUUCGAGGAGCAUGCGGAGUACGAGGAGGUGUAUGAGUGGUUCAUUCGCAACCUUGGGACUCCCGUGGACGUGCAUGUGCGAUGGUUCAUACUAAAGAAGUUCAUGGAGCGCCACAACUACGGACGCAUAUUCCACCUCGCCACCGAAGUCAUGCUCUUCGCCAAUGCCUCCCAGGUGCCCACAACAGCGCAGCGCUCCCCUUCUCCGACAGCAUGCCUUCUCGAGUGGCAGUGUGCCUUUUUCCCUCUCUCUCUCCCCAACACCAUCCCUACUCCGCCCUCGCUUUGCCGGCCUGCUUGCCCAGCAUUCCCCACCCACUGCAUCCCACUCCCUCUAACUGCCUCCCUUUAUUCGGACCCCUUGUAUUCCUGGCUAUUCUUUUUUGCGUCCUCUCAGGUGGCGGCAUGGCUCUUCCCUAACUCUGACCUCGCUCUCCCUGCGCGCUGGCCCAGCAUCAGGCCUCCAUUGAGGCCCACUCAGUACUCCUCUGCAGGUGAGCUCACAGCCCAGCUUGCGUGCUCUUCUCUGCAGGUGAGCUCACAGCCCAGCUUGCGUGCUCUUCUCUGCAGCCCAGCUUGCGUGCUCUACUCUGCAGGUGAGCUCACAGCCCAGCUUGCGUGCUCUACUCUGCAGGUGGGUGCGGUUGGCUUCCCUCCUCCCUCUCACCCUCUCCCUGCGCGCUGUCCCAGCAUCGGACCUCCGUUGGAGCCCACUCAGUGCUCCUCUGCAGGAGUGGGCACGCACAUAGCCCUCAUGUCAUACGCAGCGCUGGUGGACUGGUGUCUCUUCCUGCACGCUGUCUUUGACUCGGCCAUGUUCGGAGGAGACAAGGACACCCAAGACCUGGUGCUGCUGCCGUCCUACGUGGAUGUUACAAUCAUGGGCUGGUACACUUUCGCUGGCUGCUGGCUGCAGUGGGUGGAGCCCCCAUGUGUGUCAGGCGUCAAACCCGAGACCGCCAAGGCACUCCGCAAGCGGGGCAUCCAACCGCGCUUCCGAGUGCAAUCCCUCUGCCAGCCGCGGCGCUGCCUCAACUCCUCCUGGUCCGACCCCGGCCUCUGCGUCUUUGACAACAACUUCUCCCUCACGCCCGGCCGCCCGUUCUUCAAGUUUAAAACCGGGGACAAGUGUCCGAGCACGAUGCACUAUGGGUUUUACCGCGGGUGGGAGGAGGAGGCGCAGACGGAGCCGGUGCAGUUCCUGGCGGUGCAUUUCAUGCAUCGCAAGAAAGAGUUUCUGAGUACAAAGUUUCCGCCUGAACCAGAGAAGUCGUGGGGUAGUGCGAGCGAGUAG